AUGAGCUGGAACUACAGUAUCCCACACCUGUUCAACCCAUUCUUGGCCCGACUACUGCCAUUGCCGAAUUUUGCAGAGCUCCUCCUCGAACUCCCAAAACCUGGUACCGAUUUUUCCAUUGAUAAGUUGUUGGGCCUCAGUGAAAAGAGUGGCAAUCCAGAAAAAGCGAAGAAAACCUCCGUCCCUUACAUCAGAAACGGAAAAUCAAAGAAGAAAAAGGCUAGGACCACUUUUACGGGUCGUCAAAUCUACGAGCUCGAACGUCAGUUUGAGGUCAAGAAGUAUCUAUCAUCUACAGAACGACAGGAGCUGGCGAGGGCACUGUGCUUGACGGAAACACAGGUCAAAAUCUGGUUCCAAAACCGGCGAACGAAAUGGAAGAAAUUUGAUUCCGAGGUGGGAGGCAAGGAGAUUACGGUAGUCGUCGACGCCGAA
Molecule: messenger RNA, 435 nt
Organism: Mesorhabditis spiculigera
Lineage: Eukaryota; Metazoa; Nematoda; Chromadorea; Rhabditida; Rhabditidae
Source: the annotation of a GenBank genome assembly